AUGACAGUUAGUGUCCUGCUUUGCUCAAACUUCGAAAGUGCUGCGCAACAAGGAGUUCUCUAUGCGAUAGCCCAUGCUGGACAGUUCAUGCCCGAGAACCAGGCUUUCGUGUUCUACGAGGUUCCCGAAUACGUGGUGGUGAUCGAAGAAGAAGAUGAAAUCAUUCCCGUUGAAUUCGAGUCCUGCUAUGUGAUGAACGGUUCAUACUUUUUGUGCAUGGAAAGGGCUCACGGCGAGUGUGACAUCAACACGAUGGAUUCUUGUGAUAUCUUCGCCCUGUCCACGGCCACCAACUUCACCUUUAUUCGUACCUUCGGCGCUGGCAGGAUCGUAGCCACCAAUCAGCCCGAGGUGAACAUCACUGGUUCGAUAGUGAAGGCACCCUCUCCCAUAUUCACGCAUCACACAUCUUAUGAAAUGGAAGAAACCGAAGAUGAAGAGUCAAAGCUGGUCUCCUAUUCAAAAACAGUAUCAGUUGAAAAUGAGGUAUCGUUCCCAAGUAUGUCACAUGGCGCCAACGAUGCUGUCCAUGCCACUCAUCAUGCUAUUCGCUUAUAUCGCCUCACUCGUAAAGGAAUCCCUCUGCUCAGUAAUCAGCCUGGAAAAGCAUCUGUUUGGGACGACGUCAGGGACUUCUUCCUUCAUCUCAUUUGA
Molecule: messenger RNA, 654 nt
Organism: Ostertagia ostertagi
Lineage: Eukaryota; Metazoa; Nematoda; Chromadorea; Rhabditida; Trichostrongylidae
Source: the annotation of a GenBank genome assembly